GGAGCAGAGCAGCAGCAGUCGGAGAGAGAGAGAGAGAGAGAGGCAGGACAGCAUGUCAGUGAGCAAAGGAGAGGAGGCGAGCUGAAGGAAGAGAAGGUAGAGAGAUGCAGACUGUCUGCUGCAAAACUCUUCAAGCUGUCAUCAAACAACAUGAGACGGAUGCAGUGAAGCAUUGCUGGAGCCGGGGAUGCAGAUAGUUCACCUUGGGCUGGAGUCAGGGGGCAACCUGGACACUACCAUCUUCUCAGAGCAACGUCGGAUCUGACAAAGGAGACUUUUCUCUAAGAUCGAAGAACUUCCACAGCUCGCACUGGAUCCCCGGAAGCCCACCAGCAAGCCACUCCUGGCACCGGGGAGUCCCGGGACCAGCCUGACCUUGGACCGGUUGUCACCCGAACCCAUCCUGGAGGCACCCGCCAUGUCUCAGACGGCGGGGGGGCGACUGCACAGCAAAAAAGCCGGCAUCCGUGCCGCGGUGAUCCUGAUCGGGCUCCUGCACAAGUCGCGUAAGGCCAAGGAGAAGGAGAGAGAGGAGAGCGACGGGAAACAGGAGUUGUUGAACAUCUCCAACGUCCCUCUUGGAGAAUGUCCUCCAUCGCCACCACGCACGGCUCCACCCAGCAUGAAGUCCGCAGAGUUCUUCGAUAUGCUGGAGAGAAUGCAGGUCCCCAAAGUCGAAGAGAGCAAAAAAUGGAAGGAUGACUACAUCCCCUACCCACGGAUAGAAGAUGUCCUGGAGAAAGGUGGACCGUACCCCCAAGUUAUCUUGCCACAGUUCGGUGGCUACUGGAUCGAGGACGGGGAGGCAACAGCUGGGACGCCGUCCUCUUCAGAGUCCAGUUUCUUUGAAGAAGACGAGGACGGAGGAGAGGGAAUGAGCCCCGGUGAGGGACACGGCUACCGUCUGGAGUGCAACAGCACCGCCCGGGCUUACCGCAAACACUUCCUGGGCAAGGAGCACAUGAACUACUACUGCACAGGCAGCAGCAUAGGGAACCUCAUCAUGUCCCUGAAACACGAGGAGGUGGAGGGUCAAGAGUUCUUACGGAUCAUGCUCAGGUCACGGAUCAAAACAAUUCACGAUAGGAUAUCCUUAGCCGGCAUCAACCAGCUGCCCAGUGUACAUCAGAUUGCGAAACUUCUGUGUGAAGAUGCCACAGGACUGAAGUUCAGCCCGGUUCUUUACCCUCGAGGGUCUCAGUUGAUUGUAGCUUACGACGAGCACGAGGUCAACAACACCUUCAAAUUCGGUGUGAUCUACCAAAAAUUCGGACAGACGUCAGAGGAAGAGUUGUUUGGGAACAGCGAAGAGACUCCAGCUUUCAAGGAGUUUCUCAGCAUACUCGGUGACAACAUUGAACUUCAUGACUUUAAAGGAUUUCGCGGAGGGCUAGAUGUGUCCCACGGACAGACAGGGACAGAAUCUGUAUACACGGUUUUCAGACAGAGAGAGAUCAUGUUCCACGUGUCAACCAAGCUCCCUUUCACCGAUGGGGACAUCCAGCAGCUUCAGAGGAAAAGGCACAUAGGAAAUGACAUUGUGGCAGCCGUUUUCCAGGAAGAACCGACGCCUUUUGUUCCUGACAUAAUUGCAUCCAACUUUCUGCACGCUUAUGUGCUAAUCCAAGCUGAGAACCCGUGUACAGAAAACACAAUAUACAAGGUAUCUGUCACUGCGAGGGAAGAUGUCCCUCCUUUUGGACCCCUUCUCCCGAACCCAGCUGUCUUCAAAAAGGGUCCAGAGUUUCGUGACUUCCUGCUGACAAAGCUGAUCAAUGCAGAAAAUGCUUGCUACAAAUCUGACAAGUUUGCCAAACUAGAGGGUCGAACGCGAGCUGCUCUGCUGGACAACCUGCACGAUGAGCUCCACAGACAAAGUCAGGCCACUCUGGGUCUCAGCCAGGCAGAGGAGGAGGACAAGCUGGAGAACGGAGGACACGGGGGUCUACUAGAGUCAUUUAAGAGAGCCAUGCGGGUGAGAAGUCACUCAAUGGAGACAAUGGUGGGGUCUCACCGCCUCAGGAGCCCCGGCGGAGGAGGCGGGGUCCCGGCCAGUUUGAGUGGCGGAGCAAUGCCGCAGAGCACCAGUGAAUGCACAAAGAGCACCUACAAUCCUCCUGCGUUGUCCACCAAAUCUUCGCUAAAGAGCCCCGUGAAAAGGCGAUCGGGACUUUUCCCUCGUCUCCACUCCAGCAUCGAGAGUCCGUCAGACAAAUGUGCUCGCAGGUUGGUGACCUCUGCCCAAACACCAUUUAGUUUAAUUACAUCAAGCUUCAAAUGUGUUCUUUUCUACAGUGAUCAAAAGUCCACAGAUACCUGCCCCUUGUCCCAAGAAGGGAGGUCAGAGACGUCGUCCAACCCCAGCUCACCUGAGAUCUGUCCUAGCAAAGAGAGGCCUUUCAUAAAACUCAAGGACGGAGGGAACGGCCGACCAAACAUCUCUCGAUCGUCGUCGAGCACCAGCAGCUUCAGCAGCAUUACCGGAGAUACGGAAACUUUGGAAGAAUUGGAGACGGUCGGCCAUCCCUCCAUGGCCUCUUCUUCUGUCUUCAGUCCUUCGAUCAGCAUCGACAGUCCAGUGUCAGGAACCCCCAUCAUCAUGUGUCGCAGUCCCACAGAUGGGAAAAGUAAGACAUCACCGAGGUCCAGCUUGAAGUUCAAAUUUGACAAAAUGAGUCACUCAUCCACCAACUCGGAGUAGCUGCAUUGCAAGACUUUCGCAUCAAGUCCGGAUGGAGCUGUGCAAAACACAAUGUCAAAAAAACACGGAAUCACUAUAGAACCACUUUGCUACCGCUAUGGACGGGACUAAGAACGACCCCACUACCCAAAGCAGCUGACAAUACUGUGAAGUCUACAGCGUAGAGAGAAAAGUGGAUCUUUUUGACCGUCUUUUGGCAGACAAAGCGGUCCAUAGUCGGGUAAAUUCUGACCUAGCUGGGCACUAUUAUUUAUUUGCUGAGUAGCAACAUGAGGCUUUAUAGAGACUUGUUUUGGCUUGCUCCAAAAAGCAGAGUACAGUAAAGUACAGUACUGGUAACAAACAACCGGCAAUUGGAAGUGGAGUCGUCCGUAGGAUUUGAGUUUGCUGUGUCCUUUUGGGAAAUUUUUUUUUUUGUAUUUCAAACCUUUAUGGUUACCUCGCUAGCUGCCGCACUACUGUAUGAAUGCUGCUGGGAUCCCGCGGACAUAGCGUUUGUGUAUUUGCCAUGCACGGGGAAAACUACGUUGCAGUACAUGCUACUCCUGCAGGGACAUUUCAACUGUGUCUAAUUUUAGCCAAAGCUGCUUCUUACUCUCACUAUGUGAUAGGAAUGAAAAUCUUACAACGGCCGCAUUUCUUAAAAAGAGACAUUUCACUUCAGUGCGGUAAACAUUUCACACGCCGAUACCUCCCGUUGUGGCUUGCUAGCUGUGUUUGUGCGUAAUUAAGCUUUUUUUUGUUGUUGUUGUUGUUACCGUUUCCUCUAACAACUUGAUGACUUGAUCGAACCUUUAAAAAAACACUUCUGGUAAAAACAACAUUUAUUUUGUUGUUGAAGUCUCUUACGUGCACACGAAGAGUAGUUUGAAAUAGUUCACCUUCAGAAUUAAAAAAAGAUAUCCAGCUAUAUCGCAGACGUGACCAAACACUUUCUUCGAAAGCGGGUUCAUUUUCUAUUUUUCUGCCAGUAAUCAUCGUUUUGGAUGGAAAGGAAGCCGGGGACAGAAAAAAAAUGUAGAGACACGCUUGAAUAAAUCGCAUUGUCGUUAUGUUUGCAGCAGCCUGAAUGCCUUGCAGCCUUUUCACUUUUAAUAAACUUAAUUUAUUAUUUUUUUGGCAUUGUACAAAAGAAAAAACAACUGAAAGGUACUUAGGUAAAUUAGGUUAAGAAAUAUAUGAAUUUCAAAGCCGUCUAAAUAUGUAAAUGUAUAUUUCGUUAUGUAUUGUGCUGCUGGAAAUUUAUUCGACAAAUAAAAUGUUGUAUUUUG
Nerophis ophidion (straightnose pipefish) is the source of this 3972-nucleotide messenger RNA. Its product is annotated as rap1 GTPase-activating protein 2-like. NCBI's taxonomy places the organism in Eukaryota, Metazoa, Chordata, Actinopteri, Syngnathiformes, Syngnathidae. Gene Ontology annotation, molecular function: GTPase activator activity. Gene Ontology annotation, biological process: regulation of small GTPase mediated signal transduction; activation of GTPase activity. Gene Ontology annotation, cellular component: plasma membrane; cytoplasm. The record is from RefSeq and is a predicted model, not a curated record. The transcript is spliced from 22 exons. The coding region runs from base 419 to 2701 and encodes 760 amino acids.